AUGAGAGCGGAGGAGCCCCCGGCGCCGGCGGCUCCGAGAGGCCAAGGGGCCCCGGGGGAGGAGGGGGAGCCGCCGGCGCCGUCGCCGCCGCCCUCGCCGCCCUCGCCGCCGGACGGGGCGGACCCCCGGGACCCCGGCGGCGGUUGCUGCUGCAGCAGCGAACGGCUCAUCAUCAACAUCUCCGGGCUGCGCUUCGAGACGCAGCUGGGCACCCUGGGCCUCUUCCCGGACACCCUGCUGGGCGACCCCGGCCGCCGGGUCCGCUACUUCGACCCCCUGCGCAACGAGUACUUCUUCGACCGCAACCGGCCCAGCUUCGACGCCAUCCUCUACUACUACCAGUCGGGCGGGCGGCUGCGUAGGCCGGCCAGCGUGCCCCUGGACGUCUUCCUGGAGGAGAUCCGCUUCUACCAGCUGGGCGAGGAAGCCCUGGAGGCCUUCCGGGAGGAGGAGGGCUGCCUCCCCGAGGCCGGCGACGAGGACAAGGCGCUGCCGGCCCGGCCGCUCCAGCGCCGGGUGUGGCUGCUGUUCGAGUACCCGGAGAGCUCGGGGCCGGCCCGCGGCAUCGCCAUCGUGUCCGUCCUGGUCAUCCUCAUCUCCAUCGUCGUCUUCUGCCUGGAGACGCUGCCCCAGUUCCGGCCGGACCCCCGGGGCGGGGUGACCCGCGGAGGGCGGCCCGCGGCCCGGGGCGGCCCGGAGGACGAGGAGGACGAGGAGGAGCUGGACGCGCUGCUCCGGCUGCUGAGCGACCCCGGGCCGCCGCCGCCGUCGCACGUCCCGGAGCCCAGCUCCUUCUUUGCCGACCCCUUCUUCCUGGUGGAGACGCUGUGCAUCGUCUGGUUCAGCUUCGAGCUGCUCGUGCGCUUCUCCGCCUGCCCCAGCAAGGCCCAUUUCUCCCGCAACGUCAUGAACGUCAUCGACGUGGUGGCCAUCUUCCCCUACUUCAUCACGCUGGGCACCGAGCUGGGCCAGCCGCCGCCGGCGAGGCCUCAGUCGUCGGGGGGAGGCCCCAAUGGGCAGCCGCAGCAGGCCAUGUCUCUGGCCAUCCUGCGGGUCAUCCGCCUGGUCCGGGUCUUCCGCAUCUUCAAACUGUCGCGCCACUCCAAAGGCCUGCAGAUCCUGGGCCAGACCCUCAAGGCGAGCAUGCGCGAGCUCGGCCUGCUCAUCUUCUUCCUGUUCAUCGGCGUCAUCCUCUUCUCCAGCGCCGUCUACUUCGCCGAGGCGGACGACCGGGACUCCCACUUCUCCAGCAUCCCCGACGCCUUCUGGUGGGCCGUGGUCACCAUGACGACGGUGGGCUACGGCGACAUGUACCCCCUGACGGUGGGCGGCAAGAUCGUGGGCUCGCUGUGCGCCAUCGCCGGGGUCCUCACCAUCGCCCUGCCGGUGCCCGUCAUCGUCUCCAACUUCAACUACUUCUACCAUCGCGAGACGGAGUUGGAGGAGCAGGGCCAGUACACGCACGUCACCUGCGGCCAGCCCCCGCCGGACCUCAAGGCCGUGGAUGGCGCCGCGGGCCGGGGCGACUUCCCCGACGCCGUCCGGGGCCGCCGGGCCAGCAGCCUCGCCGAGAAGCGGCUCACGGAAGUCUGAUGGGCCGAUUCGCAGCCUGUGGGGUCGAGGGGGGGGGGAUGGGACGCUGAAAGAGGCGAUCCCCAUCUCUCCCCCACACAGUCCCCACCAGAUCCAAGCUCAGCCCCCCAGUCCCCCAUCCCCGAGGCCCUCCGGGCCCACUACGGACCGCCAUCUGCCUCAACAUCCACGUCCCAUGAUGGCACCUCCAGAGCCAGAGGUCUCGUGGAAACCGGAGAGAGUGGCUACCUCCCUGCCUGGGCCCCGACCCAGGACCCUCAGAGGGGCAGUCCCCAGACCCCUUCAGAGCUUCACUGUUUUCCCCUUCCGAGCCCACCUGGGCCUCCCCAGGGAUGGAUGGAUAGAGAGGUGAGGGGCGGGGCGAGCCCUUGAGUCGUCUAUGCAAGCGGGUCUGGCAAGGGAGAAGCCUCGUCAACCUCCCACGGCCCAGUGGGCGAGAGGCUGGUCCCACUCCCGGGUGGGAGGGGACCACGGUUCUUCCAAGACAACCCUGCCGAGCCCCCUCCCCUCCUCACUACAGCCAAAUCCUCCUUUACCAAGUGCCUUUGCACACCCGGAGGAGGUCAGGAGCGACGGAGAGAAGCAGCAGGACCCGGCAGAACUAGCACGUCCUCCGGUUGUCCAUGUCCCCCCAAACCGUCCCCAAUCCCCGGCUCGGACCCACCCUGCAGGGUCGGCUCGACCUUUCCGACGAAGGUUACCCAAGCCCCGUCUAGACUGGCUGCCGGGACCCCGCGCCGGGCGUGGAAGAAAGAGGGAGCCGUCUAGAGGGGCGCCUCCCGGGUCCUUGGCCAGCUUGCAAGCCCUGAGGAAGGAGCAGCCGACCGACGGGCAGAUGGACGGACACCCAGCCCACUGAAGAUCCUGCUGGACAGAGAGGGUGGGAGGAAACGUGGCCCUCUGCAAGACCAGCAGUCACCUAGGGGCAACCCAGCCACUGACCCAAGGGGCAGAGGGCAGGCAGUCUGGGGCAGGCGGAUGCUGGCCACGUGUUUCGGUGUGGAUGGUAAAGCCCCAGUGCUCCCAGGCUGCCGUCCCAGAAGACAAAUGUUCCCAAACUGGGACUGACCCAGCAGAACCAGCCAGCUGGCCUUGGGCUCACCCCCAGCGGCUCUUGCUCAGUGGGAGUUGCAAGGCUUUCUGGAACUUGAAGGUUGGCACUCUGGAGCGGGUGCAUUUUUGGGCCCCUCAGCUGGGACUUGCAGUCUGGGUGCUGCAGUUACCCCCUCCUCCCCACCUAACCCGGCUGUCCGUCAUCAAGAGGGACGGGCCUGGAGGGUGGGAUCGGGAACCGCUGUCCUCACUGUGGUCAGCGCUCAGUGGAGAAGCCCUCGGCUAACCUCACUUUGGGGGCACAGUGUCUGGGAGAAGCCGGCAUUCUGGGGACCUCCUAGGGCCUCAGGCAUCUGUUCAGCCUCCAACCCUUCUGCUCCCGCUAUCUGAUGCUUCUUGGCCAGGUUCCUCUGUUGUCCUCAAUUACCAUUACCCUCCUGGCCUUGGCCUUAGCCCUGUUGGUUAUCUGCUUUCCCCUGCUUUCCUCCUUUCCUAUCUCCCAUCUUUCUUCCCUGUCUCUUUCCCACUGUCUCGCCCCCUGCCCAGAGGACUUCUACAGGUCAGUGGUCAAUCUUCCCCACCCCCAGGCCUGACCCCUCACCCUGCUGCCUGUCUACCUCCCCUCCAGAGAGGCCUCAGAAGAGCUCCCAGUCAGCCUGCCUAGAGGUAGGGCUAGGCUCAGCAAGAGCUAUUUUAUUUACAACCUUAUUGUAAUGAGCUUAUGCCACUUGCUGACUGCCACAUCAGGAGCUCGAUGGUCACACCAUAGGGACCACAGAAAAUGAAAACGGUGCCAGGAGAGCAAAGUACCUGUUCAGGUACUUACUGACCCUAUGGGAAAGUGAAAAGAGUGAAAACAAGACCAGGCAUCCCCCAAUCGUCACUUCCCUACGACUUCUGCUUCCAUGUGCUUCCUUCCUCCUGCGGCAGAGAUCAGUUUACUAGGUUAUCUGAAUUGUGUAUCUACUGUCUAUUUAUCUGUUUAUUUAUUUAUUGGUCUGUUUAUUUAUUUGGUACCUUUAAGCGUUUCCUGGGUCUCAAGCACCACACUAGGGCCAAGUAGCUAUGAGUCGCUGAAAAAUGACACCACUCUGGGGAAACGGGAGCACAACCCUGGGAUGAUUAUCUCCAAAGUCAGCAUGUCGACAACCCUUCCCUAGUCCGGUGAGAGUGGAAGCUCCUCGUGGGCAGGGAACUUGUCACUUUGUUAUUCUGUACUUCCCAAGCGCCUAGCACAGUGCACCACACCAAGCGGCACCUAAUAAAUGCUAUUACUACUACAGAAAGUGUCUGAAGCCAGUAAUAACGAGGCAAAUGUCAUUAUGCAGGUAAUGGCCAUGCGUCUUGUUUUAAGCAGUACAGUGCGUUUUCUACUGGCCUGUCCCAAGUCGGUGCCUUUGUGACCCAUCUUAAUUUUUAGCGUCCAAAGCUGCAAGGCGCUUGGGUGUCCCGAACUCCGCAUUUUCCCAACCAAACCGUUCCGGUGUGUGGGAGGGGGAAGCCUCCCAAAUGAUAGUUAGCGAGGACCCUUUGGGGCCCCAGCCGAACAGACCCGGAGCCCUGGUUCUAGUGGCUCC
This is a messenger RNA of Tachyglossus aculeatus (Australian echidna), 4223 nucleotides long. RefSeq names its product potassium voltage-gated channel subfamily A member 6-like. Bases 1 to 1593 code for a protein of 530 amino acids. Gene Ontology annotation, cellular component: voltage-gated potassium channel complex; membrane. The record is from RefSeq and is a predicted model, not a curated record. Gene Ontology annotation, molecular function: protein binding; delayed rectifier potassium channel activity. The transcript has 2 exons. Gene Ontology annotation, biological process: potassium ion transmembrane transport; protein homooligomerization. NCBI's taxonomy places the organism in Eukaryota, Metazoa, Chordata, Mammalia, Monotremata, Tachyglossidae.